Molecule: messenger RNA, 1569 nt
Organism: Nematostella vectensis (starlet sea anemone)
Lineage: Eukaryota; Metazoa; Cnidaria; Anthozoa; Actiniaria; Edwardsiidae
Product: EGF-like repeat and discoidin I-like domain-containing protein 3
Exons: 4
Coding region: 1-915 (304 amino acids)
Molecular function (GO): calcium ion binding
Source: RefSeq, a predicted model, not a curated record
AUGAGAGCUACGUCUCCUGUUAUUACUUAUACCGUUCUCUUGCUCUUUGUGCCAUCGGACAUCCUGCAGCUUACAUCAGGCGAUGACACAUCUCAUUCAACGUUCUUUUACCCAACAGAGUCUCACAAGCUCUAUGUUGGAGGGCAGGGGAUCCUAAAGACGGUUCAAGUCACAGAUAAUUUUGCUUGUGUUUUCGAGUGUGUCCGUUUCGGUGAAACCUGCCAAACCGUCAACUAUAAUAAAAAGAGUCAUGGAGAUGGGCUGCACAUUUGUGAGUUGCUGAAUGGGGUUGCACAGGCGAGCCUUAACAGGCUUGUGAUGGACUUGGAUUUCGAUGUUUACACGAAAGAGAAUUGUAAUCUCUGUUUAAAUGGUGGAACCUGCCAAAAGACAGAUGAAGACGCUUUUCGCUGCACUUGUCCCCCAGAGUUUAUUGGAAAACACUGUGAGAGAGGUUGUGCCGUCGCUUUAGGGAUGGAGAGUGGACACAUCCUUAACUCACAAAUCACCGCCUCCUCCACAUAUGGGCGUGACCACGAGCCAUGGCAAGCGCGCCUCAACAAUAAAAACGGUACUGGCUCUUGGUCAACAUACAAUAUAAAUUAUAAUGAUCAGUGGUUACAAGUUGACCUUGCCUCAGAGAAGACCAUCACCAAAGUUGCGACUCAAGGGAGACCAAAUGGCUAUACACAGUGGGUAACACGCUAUGAGAUAAAGUACAGUCUGGAUAAAGAAACGUGGUCAUUCUGCUCCGAAAGAGGUGCUAUUAAGGAGUUCCAGGGAAACACGGAUCGAACUACUGCGGUGUUCAACUAUCUUCCAGAGCCUGUCCGAGCAAGAUAUGUCCGAUUUGUCAUUAAGGCGUGGAACGAUUAUAUCUCGAUGAGAGUGGAGCUCUAUGGGUGUGAUAACUGACCGAAAGACCAGCAUCGAUCAGUGACAUAGUGUUUAUGUCUUCACCAUUUAAACUUUCCAUCAUUAAGAACUUUUGAGACACCUCACUCAUACCAAAUAAUUUAAUAAUUAUAAAUACCUUAUCCAAUUCCGUUUAACAUGUUUUAAGGAUUAUAUUCCCUGUACAUAAUUUCUUUUUAUCUUUGCCAGAAAGUUAUAGAUAACUGAUAACAGAAACUAAGUUAUUAAAAGCAUAAAAUUUAUUCGAGUUCAAUUUGAAAAUAAUUUUAACCAGUUAAUUUUGUAAAGUUUAGGUUAGAUAUAGGGCGAAUGCACUUUGAACUUUUGGCAAGCACUCCAUAUAGAUCACUUUUUAUUGAUUGGACAAGCUCAAAUUCGAAUAAAAGUUUGUAAAUACAAGAGCUUGCUUUGCUAAAGAAUUAAACUAAUAUGGAGACCGCAAUUUUUUUCAUACAUGCAAAGCAAGGCAUCCAAACACAAGGUUUCUAGAUGUAAACUCGAGUAAACUAUUGUUCUAUAUAUAAACAUUUAUUGAUUAUUGAUUUUGUCGUUUUACCGUUAAAAAAGUUUUUUUUCUUUUUGCCGGUGGUCCACAUUAAUUCAUGUAGACUUACAGUAUGUGGGUUUAAUAAAACUGUAUAUCAAACAAGGUGA